This is a messenger RNA of Fonsecaea pedrosoi CBS 271.37, 1011 nucleotides long. RefSeq lists its product as uncharacterized. Gene Ontology annotation, molecular function: triacylglycerol lipase activity. The record is from RefSeq and is a predicted model, not a curated record. Bases 1 to 1011 code for a protein of 336 amino acids. The transcript has a single exon. Lineage: Eukaryota; Fungi; Ascomycota; Eurotiomycetes; Chaetothyriales; Herpotrichiellaceae. Gene Ontology annotation, biological process: triglyceride catabolic process.
AUGGCAUCCGCCUGGUUACCUCCCUUGUUGCUCCUUCUCUUCUGCGGCCAGUCAAUCCCUGCUCACCUCCGCACUGCACAUCGACCAAUACGCUCCUACGCGGCAAUUGGGGACUCUUAUGCUUCAGGAGCAGGAGCAGGUACCCCUGGAUGGCCACCGUAUGCGGAUUUUCGGUGUGGCCGUUAUUCUGACGCAUAUCCCAUCCAAGUCGCCAACAACUCCCUGAUCAACAUCGACAAAGCGAAAUUCAAGCAUCUUGCAUGCGGCGGUUUGACUAGUACCGUCAUCCUGCGAGAUCAAGUCCCGUAUAUCGGCGACUCGGACCUUGUCACCCUGACAGCCAGUGGAAAUGAUGUCAACUUCUUUGUGGUUUUGAAUGAGUGCGUUUAUCAUUGGCAGCCAUCGAUAGGUUGUGAAGCCCAGCUUGUCAAGGCCAGAGAGAUCAUCGAGACCACUGCGCUUCUCAACCUGGAGAAUAUCAUCUCUGGAGCCGUUCAGCAUCUGAAACCUGGCGCACUCCUGAUGGUUACUGGCUAUGCCAGGUUUUUUAAUGAGGACACCGAUUAUUGUGACACUGCAACUUUCAGCCAAACCAGACCGUUGGACUACCUGACGAAGACCAAGAGAAGGGAACUCAACCAAUUAGUGAUGAUGUUAAACGACGUGAUCAAAGCGACGACAGAGCUUCAUGGCGCUGUUUAUCUGGACAUCGACGGUGCUUUUGAUGGCCAUCGAUUUUGUGAGCCUGGGGUUGAAGAACCAGAGAUUGAUCGAAGCGACACUUGGUUCUUCAACAUGCCACCACCUGAUAUUACACUCUCCCUCGUCGGGUCUGCGUCUCAAGAGUUUUUGGGUGAUGACGAGGGCAUGCCAGACCCUCAAGUCGUUCCUGAAUGGCCACAGAUAAAAAAGUGGAGAGUCUUCCACCCCACCGGACCAGGCCAUCAUGGUAUAUCAGAGGUGGUAGUGAGAGAAAUCCUGCGCCGCUCGAGCCCAGAUCGCCGUGAGUAG